UCACAUGAUUUGAGUGCAGCCAACAUGGCGUCACAUUUAUCUUAUGGCAGAGUAAACUUAAAUAUUUUGAGGGAGGCUGCACGAAAGGAGCUGCGUGAGUUUUUAGAUAAAUGCUCCGGAAGUAAGGCAAUUGUUUGGGACGAGUAUCUUACUGGACCCUUCGGCUUGAUUGCUCAGUAUUCUCUUUUAAAGGAACAUGAAGUGGAGAAAAUGUUUACGCUCAAAGGCGGUCAUAUACCAUCAGCUGCGGUCAAGAAUAUUGUGUUUUUUGUUCGACCAAGGUUGGAACUGAUGGACAUCAUUGCAGAAAAUGUUGCAAGUGAGGAUAAAUUACAUCCACCAAGAGAUUUCCACAUCUUGUUUGUGCCUCGCCGGAGUCUUCUGUGUGAACAGAGACUGAAAGAGAAGGGGGUACUUAACUCAUUUACAAACAUCGAUGAGUACAUCCUUGACCUCAUCCCGUAUGACGGAGAUCUUCUUUCCAUGGAGUCCGAGAAUUCCUUUAGAGAGUGUUAUAUAGAGAAUGAUCAGACGAGCCUGUAUCACACUGCAAAGGGUCUCAUGACUUUGCAAGCGCUUUAUGGAACGAUACCCCAGAUUUUUGGCAAAGGAGAAUGUGCAAGGCACGUGGCCAACAUGAUGUUGCGGAUGAAGAGAGAGUGUGCUGGAAGUCCCACACAGAUCCUACCCGUGUUUGAUACACUUCUGCUAUUGGAUCGUAACGUGGACCUGCUGACGCCUCUGGCCACACAGCUGACUUACGAAGGUCUCAUCGAUGAGAUCUAUGGCAUCACCAAUGGUUAUGUGAAGCUGCCACCUGAGAAGUUUGCGCAGAAGAAACAAGGAGAAAGUAGCAAAGAUUUGCCCACCGAACCCAAAAAACUGCAGCUCAAUUCGGCCGAGGAGCUCUACGCUGAAAUACGGGACAAGAACUUCAAUGCUGUCGGUGCAGCUCUCAGCAAGAAAGCCAAGAUUAUAUCAGCGGCGUUUGAGGAGCGACACAAUGCAAAAACUGUCGGAGAGAUCAAACAGUUUGUUUCCCAGUUACCUCACAUGCAGGCCGCCCGCAGCUCACUGGCCAAUCACACGUCUAUCGCUGAACUCAUUAAAGAUAUUACAACCUCAGAAGUUUUCUUUGACAGUCUUACAGUUGAACAGGAGUUCAUGACUGGUGUGGACACAGACAAGGUCAGCACAUAUAUAGAAGACUGCAUUGCACAAAAAGACCCAAUUAUAAAAAUCCUUCGACUGGUUUGCAUGCAGUCUGUCUGCAACAGUGGACUCAAACAGAAACUCCUGGACUACUAUAAGAAAGAAAUCCUACAGACAUACGGAUACGAGCACAUUCUGACUCUCAACAACCUGGAAAAGGUCGGGUUACUCAAACUUCAGAGCACCAUGAGAAAUAACUAUCCUACCAUCAGAAAGACACUGAAACUUUGGAUGGAGGAUACCAAUGAACAGAACCCGAAUGACAUCUCGUAUGUGUACAGCGGUUACGCUCCUCUUAGUGUUCGUCUCACUCAGCUGCUUGCUCGACCGGGCUGGAGGAGCAUAGAGGAGGUGCUGAAGAUGUUACCUGGUCCUCAUUUUGAGGAAAGACAGCAACUUCCCACAGGCCUUCACAAGAAACGUCAACCGGGUGAAAACAGAACGACUCUCGUCUUCUUCCUGGGCGGUGUGACGUACGCCGAAAUCGCAGCUCUGAGGUUCUUGUCUCAGAUGGAGGACAGUGGGAAUGAAUACAUUAUAGCCACCACUAAACUCAUUAAUGGUACCAGUUGGAUCAAAUCUCUGAUGGAUCAUCCCGAUGAAGAGCUAUUUUAAUAUUGCUAUGUAAAGCUGGAGGACAUCAGUACAGUCCCAACAUCAUUUUACACUCAUGAACCAAAACUUUAAUGUUGUGUAUACAUGUAUAUAAGCUAAAGUGAUAUUGCUGCAUUCGUUAAAAUUGUUUUUUUUUCUGUGUAUAAAUUGUUUGAACAAGUUACUCUCUGUUACUAAUUUAUCUCAAUAAACUAAUGCCUGAUAGAUAAACGG
This is a messenger RNA of Paramisgurnus dabryanus, 2040 nucleotides long. RefSeq names its product VPS33A core subunit of CORVET and HOPS complexes (gene vps33a). Gene Ontology annotation, biological process: vesicle-mediated transport. NCBI's taxonomy places the organism in Eukaryota, Metazoa, Chordata, Actinopteri, Cypriniformes, Cobitidae. The record is from RefSeq and is a predicted model, not a curated record.